Oncorhynchus mykiss (rainbow trout) is the source of this 1047-nucleotide messenger RNA. NCBI's taxonomy places the organism in Eukaryota, Metazoa, Chordata, Actinopteri, Salmoniformes, Salmonidae. The record is from RefSeq and is a predicted model, not a curated record.
ACAGUACACACACUUAUGGAUUUGAAUUGACUUGCUGGUCUGAGCUUCCUGAAAGUGUUAUUGUCUCUCCUCCUGCAGUAUGACUACAUGGAGCGCUUGGAUGGUAAAGAGAAGUGGAGUGUUGUCGAGUCUCCUCGAGAACGUCGCAGCAUCCAGACUGUGGUUCUAAACGAAGCAGUGUUUGUUCAGUACCUGGACCCAGGAGCAUGGCAUCUAGCCUUCUACAAUGACGGACGAGAAAGAGAGACCGUCUCCUUCAACACUGCUGUAAUGGACUCGGUACAGGAGUGUCCCCGUAAUUGUCAUGGCAAUGGAGAGUGUGUGUCUGGUGUGUGUCACUGCUUUCCUGGGUUCCAUGGCAUGGACUGCUCCAAAGAGGCGUGUCCAGUUCUCUGUAGUGGUAAUGGUCAGUAUGAUAAGGGAUCAUGUAUCUGCUACAGUGGAUGGAAAGGAGCAGAGUGUGCCGUCCCCACCACACACUGCAUUGACCCUCUCUGUAGUGGACAUGGGACCUGUACUGGCGGGAACUGUGUCUGCUCCCUGGGGUACAGGGGAGACAACUGUGCCAAAGGUGAGGAGAGGGCGUGUGUGUUUGGGGGUGUCUGGAAUGGAGCGCCCAGACAGCAGCAUGUGAAAACAAUGGACUGCCUGGACCCGACCUGUUCUAAUAAUGGUAUCUGUGUGAACGGGGAGUGCCACUGUAAACCCGGCUGGGGCGGCCCACACUGUGAGCUGCAGCGGGCACAGUGCCCAGACCAAUGCCAUGGCCACGAGGUGUGUUCUGUGGACUGCGGGACCCACGGUGUGUGUUUGGGCGCAGCGUGUCAGUGUGAGGAGGGCUGGACGGGUACCGGGUGUGACCAGCGAGUGUGUAACCCACUGUGUAUCAAACAUGGAACCUGCAAAGACGGCAAGUGCCAGUGUCACCAGGGCUGGAAUGGAGAACACUGCACCAUCGGAUUUAUGUCUGUAACCUUCACUAACCGGCCUGGAGGAGACAACUGGAUGAUGCUACUGCUGCUGGGGAAUGGGACCAACUUUCUGUAG